AAGAGACUUAUCUCUUUUUUUGAUGUGCCGUCCAUAAUUGAGAUCUACCAUGUAGAUGUAAAGGUAGACACUUGAGGUUGACAGAAGCAAUAGUCAUGCCCAUCAAAAAGUCACGCGCAUUGAAGGGGCAUGCGCGCUUGUCGGAUUGACAACCGAAAGGCCUGCACACCGAGAAGCAUUACUGGAAGGAUGGAGGCGGGUCACUGCCAGUCUGAACUGGUUUCGGAGUCAGGCUACUGGGUCGUUGGCACCAAUCGGAGUACUGCUGGUCGGCGGAUCCGUCGCCAGUGGAAAGAUCUCUGUCUGGUCUGGUCGCAAUUGGAGCACUGCUGGUCGGCGGAGCACUGUUGGCCGGCGAAGCUGGUAUCGCCGACCGCAGGGACAGCGACUCCCUUGACCCCCAUCAAAUUUGGAGUUGUUACCAAAUCUGAAGUUGCUGUUGUUGAACCCCAUUGGUCGUCGCGUCCGUACGGUCUACGCCGGUGGAUCGUUGCCGGCCAGAAGCAAGAGGCAAAUAUGUAGCAGAUCUACGGCGAGGCUCUCCCGUCGUGCUUCGAAGCCGGCGCUUGGUGGUGGUUCGAAGAUCUGUGCGCGGAAUCAAGAUCUGGCCGGCGAUGGAUGGUGGCUCAAAGAUCUGGACCUUCCUAGCGGUGGCGAUGGCCGGCGAACUCAAUCCGGUACCUCCUCAGCAAAUCUACGGCGAGGUGCGCCCAUCCAAGCCGGCGGGGGUCUUCCGUGUGCCAACGACAGAUCUGGUCGGCGAUGGGUGGGGAAUCCAAGACCAGUGGCCGAAUCCCACCACGAAGAUUUGGAAGAAUCACUCCGUUUUUUUUGUUUUUGGAGCACGCUUGAUGUGUUUGCACUCUCAACGAGAGCACCAAUGUUGGGUUCAGAGAACCCGGGGGCCUAGGAAGCUAGGCGGAAGAGUAUCAAACUGAUUCAAGAGUGCACAAAUAUGGGGUCAAGUAAACUAAGAGUAUUAUUGUGCUAGUUAGAACGUAAUUUGGAACGUGUGAUGAAUGAGCUCCCUUUCCCCCCUUUCCUCUUCCAAGAAGAGGGGUAUAUAUAAGGGGAGAGUUAGGGCUAGGGUUUACAUACAAAGACCAAUGGGCCGGCCCAACAGGCUGGGCCGCCUUAAAUAAGUAAUUAAUGAACGACUAACGGACCG
Cuscuta campestris is the source of this 1168-nucleotide messenger RNA. The record is from the annotation of a GenBank genome assembly. NCBI's taxonomy places the organism in Eukaryota, Viridiplantae, Streptophyta, Magnoliopsida, Solanales, Convolvulaceae.